UGUCCCUGUCUUUAAUUUUCAGCACUCCCCAAAAAUCAAUGUUUGGGGUGGGCUAAGGUAUGUGAUUUGUUGUAAGGAGAGAGAUCUCAUUAGUGGAGGUAGUUAAACAUAUUUAAUCUGUAUAGUCUGACUAGUUCGCCCCCACUGGCUCUUCAUUCUAGGAUUCUCCUCUCUCCCAAUCCUCUCCAGCAGCCCGACUGGCUCUCCAAUAGGAGCAGGCUUUGCUAAUAGAUGCAAACGUUCCUGAAAAGACACAGCAAAAUAUGAAAGAACUCAUUUGCUGGGAAGUAAAUCACAGAAAACUGUUUAUGAACUGGCAACCCUUCUUGGAAAUGUAAAGCGAGAAAGUCUUUAAGUGGGUACAUCAUUUUUUUUAUUUUAUUUUAUUUUUUUUUUUUUUUUUUAUAACAACAACCAAAAAAAAAAAGAAGGGGGGAUGUAAUAUCAUCCAAACAUAGACUUUUGAUUGUCCCCCCUUUCUUUUAUACUUCUGGAAAUCACAGCCACUUCAGCCAGCUCCUUAAGCUUCUCUCCUGUUUGUAAAAAAACAAAUUAACAUGAGCUCCUAUUUCGUCAAUUCACUCUUCUCCAAAUACAAAACAGGCGACUCUUUGCGCCCCAAUUACUAUGAUUGCGGCUUUGCGCAGGACUUGGGAGGCAGACCUACAGUGGUGUAUGGAGCCAGUGCUGGGGGCACCUUCCAACACCCGGGCCAGAUUCAGGAUUUUUACCAUGGAACGCCCUCCCUUUCUUCUCCCACUUACCAGCAGAACCCCUGCGCUGUGACUUGUCAUGGGGACCCCGGCAGCUUCUAUGGCUACGACCCCUUGCAAAGGCAGAGCCUGUUCAGCAGCCAAGACACGGAGCUAGUGCAAUACAGUGAAUGCAAGCUGGCCUCGGCUGGGCUGGGGGAAGAGGCUGAGAGCUCAGAGCAGAGUCCCUCUCCGACCCAGCUGUUCCCAUGGAUGAGACCACAAGCAGCCGCCGGACGCAGGAGGGGCCGGCAGACCUACAGUCGCUACCAGACGCUGGAGCUGGAGAAGGAGUUCCUCUUCAACCCGUACCUGACUCGGAAGCGACGAAUCGAGGUGUCGCACGCCCUGGGACUCACUGAGAGACAGGUCAAAAUCUGGUUCCAGAACAGGAGGAUGAAAUGGAAAAAGGAGAAUAACAAAGACAAGUUCCCCAGCAGCAAAUGUGAGCAGGAAGAACUGGAGAAACAGAAAAUGGAGAGGGGGCAAGAUACAGAAGAAGCCUUGGACGGACAGAAAGGGGAAAAGAGCAAUUAAAUCGCACCGGGAGUAGCAGCGACGCUUUGCGAUUUUAGCGAACGGUCAAAAAUAAAAACCUGCCGGGAGGAGACACCGAUAUCUGCUGUAUAAGUUUCUGCUGUAACCCCCCUCUCUGCCCCCAGCCUGCCUGGUACAACAAUAGCCAGUGCCCCCCUAUAAGACAAGGCAAACCUGCUACCUGCUCCUCUGUCCGGGAACUAAAUCCAGUGACCUUAGUGUUUGUGUUUAACGCAAUAGCUUUUUGUGGAUCAUAAUCUUCUUUUUUUUUGGGGGGGGGGGGGUGUUGUUUGGUCGGGAACCGUUCGCUCUAGAAGUUUUCGUGUGCACUAUGUGUGAUUCCUGUAUCCCUUUAUGAAAAGCCGCAAAACAAAAGACAAACCAACAACAUGAAACUGCCUAAUUGAGAUGUAGACCUUCCCUGGACACACAGCUAGGACGCCCCCUCUCCUCUUCAUGGUACCAGCCAUGGCCAGGGGAUCCCCUCUUUAGUUAGCAUGCUUGCAACGACCCCACUUGUGAUUAUUAGGGUUACUGUAGACAGAUUGUAUCCUGUGUACGUGGAAUUCCUUUUUAAUGGGAGGGGGGGGGGUGAUUUUAUUGUUCGACCCACUUUGUUCUGUUGUCUUUAAACAUGGAAGCGACGGAAGAAGCAGUUGUAAUAAAGUUUACAAGAGGGAAUCUGUGGCACCAUGCGA
Xenopus tropicalis (tropical clawed frog) is the source of this 1987-nucleotide messenger RNA. RefSeq names its product homeobox B8 (gene hoxb8). The transcript has 2 exons. Lineage: Eukaryota; Metazoa; Chordata; Amphibia; Anura; Pipidae. Gene Ontology annotation, biological process: regulation of transcription by RNA polymerase II; regulation of DNA-templated transcription. The record is from RefSeq and is a predicted model, not a curated record. Gene Ontology annotation, cellular component: nucleus. Gene Ontology annotation, molecular function: DNA-binding transcription factor activity, RNA polymerase II-specific; DNA-binding transcription factor activity; DNA binding. Bases 558 to 1289 code for a protein of 243 amino acids.